GGGUUUUUUUGUACUCAGGGGUGGCUGGCAACCCUAAACCGAGUCGAGGUGAGACCAAACCCACAGUUGUGGGUAGAUACUUUACUGGGCAUUGCACUCCAAACUGUGCACUGUCUCUUUAAAUGUGUGAGUCAGUGAUUUGUUCAGUGUGUGCUUUUCCGCAGCCUCUCAUCAUUUCUGCUGCUUCGCUUUUUAUUGUUUCUCCUCGUCAUUUUGUCAGGUCAUGGCCGCUCAUCCAGCCGACGAAUCCUUCCCUUUCCAUGGGCUGCUUCCAAAAAAAGAGACCGGGGCCGCUUCUUUCCUCAUCCGUUACCCGGAGUAUGAUGGCAGAGGAGUCCUCAUCGCUAUCCUCGAUACCGGCGUAGACCCAGGAGCCCCGGGCAUGCAGAUAACAAGUGAUGGAAGACCCAAAAUAAUAGACAUAAUUGACACUACAGGCAGUGGCGAUGUGGACACAUCUACAGUAGUGGAGCCAAAAGAUGGAACUAUUCCUGGACUAUCAGGGAGAACACUUAAGAUUCCUGUGACUUGGAAAAAUCCUUCCGGAAAAUAUCACAUUGGUGUCAAGAACGGCUUUGAAUUUUUCCCAAAGGCUCUGAAAGAAAGACUACAGAAAGAGCGACGAGAGAAGCUAUGGGACCCAACCCAUAGAGCUGCACUGGCUGAAGCCUGCCGAAAACAAGAGGAAUUUGACAGCACCCACACUAAUCUUUCUCAGGCAGAGAAGCUGCUAAAAGAAGAACUGCAGUGUCACACAGAGCUGCUUAACUCUCUAGAGAAGAAGUACAGUGACCCUGGGCCGGUUUAUGACUGCCUGGUCUGGCAUGACGGGGAGACCUGGAGAGCCUGUUUAGAUACAUCAGAAUGCGGGGACCUUAGCUGCUGUACGGUGCUCCGAAAUUACAAGGAAGCCCAAGAGCAUGCAUCUCUGGGUAAUUCAGAAAUGCUGAAUUACUCUGUUAAUAUUUACGAAGAAGGCAGCAUUCUUUGCAUCGUGACCAGCGGAGGCGCCCAUGGAACCCACGUAGCCAGUAUUGCCGCAGGUUACUUCCCAGAGGAGCCUGAACGAAAUGGGGUUGCGCCUGGGGCUCAGAUCCUUGCAAUCAAGAUAGGAGAUACAAGACUAAGCACCAUGGAGACUGGGACAGGCCUGAUCAGAGCUAUGAUAGAAGUUAUAAAGUAUAAAUGUGAUCUUGUUAACUAUAGCUAUGGAGAGGCAACACAUUGGCCAAACUCUGGAAGAAUAUGUGAAGUGAUCAAUGAAGCUGUGUGGAAGCACAAUGUCAUCUAUGUUUCAAGUGCUGGCAAUAAUGGUCCGUGCCUUUCAACUGUGGGCUGUCCAGGAGGGACUACAUCUAGUGUAAUAGGAGUUGGUGCCUAUGUUACUCCUGACAUGAUGACUGCUGAAUAUUCCCUUCGAGAGAAGCUUCCAGCUAACCAGUACACUUGGUCAUCCAGGGGACCUACCAUUGAUGGAGCCCUUGGUGUCAGUAUCAGUGCUCCUGGGGGUGCUAUCGCUUCUGUUCCAAACUGGACGCUCCGUGGCACACAGCUAAUGAACGGGACAUCGAUGUCCUCCCCAAAUGCCUGUGGUGGCAUUGCUCUGGUGCUGUCAGGGUUGAAAUCUAAUGGAAUCCAACCCACUGCUUUUGCUGUAAGAAGGGCAUUAGAAAAUACAGCUGUAAAGAUGGAUGACAUUGAAGUAUUUGCACAAGGUCAUGGAACUAUUCAGGUUGAUAAGGCUUAUGACUACCUCACUCAGCAUGCAUCCUUGCCAACCAGUAACCUGGGUUUUACAGUUACUGUUGGUAGCCAUCGUGGCGUCUACCUCAGGAACCCUGUCCAACUUUCUUCACCUUCAGACCAUGCAGUCGGGAUUGAACCAGUUUUCCCAGAAAGCACAGAUAAUUCUGAAAGGAUAUCCCUCCAACUCCAUCUAGCUCUAACAUGCAGUGCACCAUGGGUUCAGUGUCCCACACACUUGGAGCUCAUGAAUCAGUGUCGACAUGUGAAUAUACGGGUGGAUCCCCAGGGGCUCAGAGAAGGACUGCAUUAUACAGAGGUGUGUGGCUAUGAUGUUUCAACCCCAAAUGUUGGUCCUUUGUUCAGAGUACCAAUAACUGUUACAAUACCAACAAAGGUAAAUGAAUCCACUACAUAUGAGGUACAUUUCAACGAUGUCUAUUUCAAACCUGGUCAGAUCAGGCGACACUUUCUUCAAGUUCCUCAGGGAGCCAGGUGGGCAGAGCUCACCAUAACUUCACAUUCGCAUGACGUGUCUUCAAAGUUUGUCCUCCAUGCAGUUCAUCUUGUAAAGCAGAAAGCAUAUCGUGCCAAUGAGUUCUACAAAUUUUCAUCUCUUCUGGAGAAGGGGUCACUGACAGAAGCUUUUCCUGUGUUGGAAGGGAGGACAGUUGAAUUUUGUAUCGCUCGAUGGUGGGCAAGUUUGGGUGAUGUUACUAUUGAUUAUUCCAUUUCUUUCCAUGGUGUGACCUGUUCUACAUCACAGUUACAUAUCCAUGCUUCAGAAGGUAUCUCUAGUUUUGAAGUGCUGUCUGCGUUAAAAUAUGAAGAAAUCUCACCUAGCAUAACCCUUAAAAACUGGGUGCAACCCUUAAGACCAGUGAGUGCAAAGACAAGGCCUCUUGCAUCAAGGGAUAUUCUGCCAAAUAAUCGCCAACUGUAUGAGAUAGUUCUGACCUACAACUUUACCCAAGCUAAAAGUGGAGAGGUGACACCCAGUUGCCCCUUGCUUUGUGAGUUAUUGUAUGAAUCUGAAUUUGACAGCCAACUGUGGAUGUUGUUUGACCAGAAUAAGAGACUAAUUGGGUCAGGAGAUGCAUAUCCACACCAGUAUUCUUUGAAGCUGGAAAAAGGAGACUACACUAUACGGCUUCAAGUCCGUCAUGAACAGAUUUGUGAAUUGGAACGUCUGAAGGACCUUCCUUUUAUUGUAUCGCAUAGAAUUUCUAACACACUGAGCCUUGACAUCUAUGAAACUCACAAAAAUGCACUUCUAAGCAAGAAGAAGGCAAACACGAUAACUUUGCCACCCAAUUGUUCACAGUCUUUCUUUGUUACGUCUUUACCAGAUGACAAGAUUCCUAAAGGAGCAGGGCCUGGCUGUUACCUGACCGGAUCGCUGAUAGUUCCAAAGAGUGAAUAUGGGAAGAAAGCAGCGCAGGCUGCAUCAAAACGGCAGAGAAAAUUUAAAAAGGAUGUGUUACCUGUCUAUUAUCAUCUAAUACCGCCCCCAAAUAAAACCAAGAAUGGAGGCAAAGAGAAGGAAAAAGACACGGACAAAGAGAAAGAUGUGAAGGAGGAGUUUGCAGAAGCAAUGAGGGACCUGAAGAUACAGUGGAUGACAAAGCUGGAUACAAGUGGUCUGUAUGAUGAAUUAAAAGAAACCUUUUCUAAUCACCUGCCUUUGCAUGUCACAAGACUACAGCAGCUGGACUCUGAAAAGGAGCGCAUGAAACGACUGAAUGAGAUAGUUGUGGCUGCAGACGUUGUCUUGUCCAGUAUUGAUCAGACUGCCCUGGCAGUUUAUCUCACUAUGAAGACUGACCCCAGGCCAGAUGCUGCUACUAUAAAAAGUGACAUGGAGAAACAGAAGUCCUCCCUGAUUGACGCGCUGUGCAGGAAAGGCUGUGCCCUGGCAGACAAACUCCUUCAGCUGCACUCGCAGGAUGGGGCGGUUUCUGAGGAGACGAGCAGCACAGAGGACAACCCCGAGGGCUGCUUGAAGGAUCUCACAGACACCUUCUGGGAGAUCCAGAAAUGGGUCGACCUCACUGACUCGAAGGUUUUAACAUUUGCAUAUAAACAUGCCUUGGUGAAUAAAAUGUAUGGAAGAGCCCUAAAAUAUGCAACAAAGAUUGUAGAAGAGAAGCCCAGUAAAGAGAACUGUACAAACUGUAUCCAGCUAAUGAAGUCACUUGGAUGGACCCACUCUGCAUCUUUUGCUGACAACUGGCUUCCCGUAAUGUAUCCUACAGACUAUACCCCCUUCUAAUUUUUAUUUGUAUUUUUAUACAUACAUUAGUCCUGUAUACUGUAUUUAGGGCAAUGUUUUAAUAAUUUGAACUUUCUUUUUGUAAAGCAUGGUUUCAUUGUUCAGCAAAAUGCCCUUUCUUAAAUAAUAUAUGAAACUAACACACAUUGUGCAGUAAACUCACAGUAUACAACCUACUGUUUUUAACUAAGUUGACAUGUCAGGGUUUUACAGUAUAUAUUCUAGAAAAUAUAUAUAUAUAUAUGUAUACUUUUUAGAAGCUGCUUUUAACUAACCCAUAAGCAGGUAUUAUUUUAUAAACAUUAUGUAUCUCAUUUUUUGUUAUCAAUGUAAAGUGAAAAAAGUAUGAAAAUGUCAUAUGUUAAAUGACAUGAAUCCUGAAUAAAAUAAACAAUUGGAAGUCA
Messenger RNA from Polyodon spathula (Mississippi paddlefish), 4419 nucleotides. RefSeq names its product tripeptidyl-peptidase 2-like. Bases 224 to 4015 code for a protein of 1263 amino acids. Gene Ontology annotation, molecular function: serine-type endopeptidase activity; tripeptidyl-peptidase activity. The record is from RefSeq and is a predicted model, not a curated record. Gene Ontology annotation, biological process: proteolysis. Gene Ontology annotation, cellular component: cytosol. The transcript has 30 exons. Lineage: Eukaryota; Metazoa; Chordata; Actinopteri; Acipenseriformes; Polyodontidae.